AUGGAAUUUAAAAAUAUCGAUUAUAACAACAAUGAUGGGGAAUCUUUGAAAUCUCCGUCCUCCUCAUCGUCGAUUUCAGAUAUAGAGCCAAUGGCCACUACUAAUAGAAAGGCAAAACCGAUGCAGAGAGAAAAUAGUCCCUAUAUGAAUCACGAAGGUAAAAAACAUGUGAGAAUAGCUAUAGAUGAAGAUAAAUCUACUCAUUAUAAUGAAGUUUCGAAAGUACCAAGUUUUCAAAAGAGACCGCUUAGUGAUACUCCUGUGGGUAGUGUUUGGAAUUCCCCUAGAGGUUCAAAUGAAAAUACCCCAGAAGGUUCAAGGGAGGGUAGUUCUUUGAAUUUGCUAAGAUUAAAUAAAAUUACUUCAAAUCCAGAACUAGAUUCCAACACUUUUAACACUCCAAAGGAUAGCCCACUGGCUUCUGGAAGAUCAUCACCUGGCAGAUUCUUACACCCAAAGAAGAAAACUACAACUUUGGAUGUGCCAGGUUUGACCAAAUCGAAAUCUUCUCCUGAUGGUACUAUCUCAACUGAAGAUGCUGGCUCAAAAUUAAUCAUCAUUAUGGUGGGUUUACCAGCUACUGGGAAAUCAUUUAUCACAAAUAAAUUGUCAAGAUAUUUAAAUUAUUCCAUGUACUAUUGUAAAGCAUUCAAUGUUGGUAAUACUAGAAGACAAUAUGCUAAAGAUCACGGAUUGAAAGAACAGGAUUCUUCCUUUUUUGACCCUAAUAACGCUGAAUCAAAAAAAUUAAGAGAAAAAUGGGCCACUGAUACUUUGCAUGAAUUAUUAGACUAUCUAUUAAUCGGCAUAGGAUCCGUUGGUAUAUUUGAUGCUACUAAUACUACUGUCUUCAGAAGAAAACAUGUUUUGGAAAUGAUUAGAGAGAGGAGUAAAGAUAUUCAAGUGAUGUUCCUGGAGACAAUCUGUUCUGAUAAAUCUUUGGUAGAAAAAAAUAUUCGUCUGAAACUUUUGGGUCCUGAUUAUAAAGGUAAAGAUCCAGAAACCUCUCUGAGAGACUUCAAGGAGAGAUUGAUCAAUUAUUCUGCUGCCUAUGAACCAAUCACAGAUGCAGAAGAUAUCCCUUAUAUUAAAAUGAUCGAUGUUGGUAAAAAAGUAAUCUCUUAUAAAAUUCAAGGGUUCUUGGCCUCACAGACUGUUUACUAUCUAUUGAACUUCACUUUAGCAGAAAGACAAAUUUGGAUUACAAGAAAUGGUGAAAGUGAAUACAACGUCAAAGGCCGUAUUGGUGGUGAUUCUAACUUAACUGCUCGUGGUGAGAAAUAUGCUCUUGCCUUAACUAAAUUUAUUAAUGAACAAAGGGAACUAUUCCACGAAAGUGAAGUGGAAAAGAAUAAAGAAGAUUCUAACAAAAAUGAAGACCAUCAAGUCAACGAAUUUUUCGUAUGGUCAAGUACUCGUAAGAGAUGUGUCCAAACUACUCAAUAUUUCGAUGAGGUCGAUUACCCAAUUAAGCAGAUGAAAAUGUUAGAAGAACUAAAUGCAGGUGAUUGCGAAGGUAUGACUUACUCUGAAAUUAAGAGGAAAUACCCAGAAGGUUAUGCUGAAAGACAAAGGGAUAAACUUCGUUACAGAUAUCCUGGUAUAGGUGGUGAAUCCUAUAUGGAUGUAAUUAAUCGUGUCAGAGCAGUUAUCACAGAGAUUGAAAGAAUUGAAGAUAAUAUUUUGAUUGUUACUCACAGGGUUGUAGCCCGUGUCUUAUUAGGUUACUUUUUAAACUUGAGUAAAGAUAUCAUCGCAAAUCUGGAUAUCCCACUACACUGUGUUUAUUGCUUAGACAUCCAACCUUAUGGUAUCAGUUGGACUCUUUGGGAGUAUAAUGAAGCAACUGAUAGUUUCUCUAAGGUUCCUCAGACAGGAAUGAAUACAAAGAAGGUGAAAGAAGUGGGUCUUGUUUAUAAGGAAAAGAGAUAUUCUAUUGUACCUACAGCUCCAAGUGGUAAAACUCAUAAACAUUUAGAGCCAAAAUUAGUAAAGAGCGCUUCAGCUGAUUCAUAUCCAUCAAUGAAUGAAAUUUUAUUUUCCGAAGCAUUUAGAACCAAAAAUGGUAAGAGUAGUAAACAAAAAGCGGAUGAAGAUAAAUCUCAUAAAAAAGAGGAAAUCAAAGGGAUUAAACCAAUUAGCGAACAGCCUCAUCAUUUUGAAAUACUUGAACUAGAGAAGAAAUUAGCAAAGUUAAAAAAUGAAGAAUCAUCAAAAUACUCAGAUAACGAUCCAAAAUCUAAUGACAAUAACUGA
Molecule: messenger RNA, 2256 nt
Organism: Vanderwaltozyma polyspora DSM 70294
Lineage: Eukaryota; Fungi; Ascomycota; Saccharomycetes; Saccharomycetales; Saccharomycetaceae
Gene: PFK26
Product: 6-phosphofructo-2-kinase
Exons: 1
Coding region: 1-2256 (751 amino acids)
Biological process (GO): fructose metabolic process; fructose 2,6-bisphosphate metabolic process
Cellular component (GO): cytosol
Molecular function (GO): ATP binding; 6-phosphofructo-2-kinase activity
Source: RefSeq, a predicted model, not a curated record